AUGCCGCGCCCCGGCCGCAGCUGUGUCGCGCGCCUCGACCACCACUGCGGCUGGAUCAACGCCUGCGUCGGCCUUCACAACACGCGCCACUUCCUGGCAUUCCUGGUCUCCAACCUCGUCCUCUGCGCGUACGCGGCCGCGGUCUGCUGCGCGGCGAUAUCGGGGGACCUGCGGCGGCGCGGUGUGCUGGAUAUAUACGUGUUUGACCGACAGCUGGGCCGCCUGGUGCCCGUGGCGCAGCGGCCCGCCAGGGUGUUGGAGUACGUGGCGGUGUUUUACGGCGUCGCCGCCGCCGCGGGCAUGUUCAAUGCGGUGUGCGCGCUGCUGCUGGCCGGCUUCCUGGCCUACCAGCUGAGCAUCAUCGCCGCGGGCACCACCACCUACGAGGCGGCGAAAUUGCGGGAGCUGGCCGCCGUGCGGCGGCGCGGCGGCGGCGGCGCUGACGCGGGCGUGGGUGCGGGGGCGGUCACAGCACUGGCAGGCAGCGGGGCGGCGGCUGCGGCUGCGCGCGCAUGA
Molecule: messenger RNA, 516 nt
Organism: Monoraphidium neglectum
Lineage: Eukaryota; Viridiplantae; Chlorophyta; Chlorophyceae; Sphaeropleales; Selenastraceae
Exons: 3
Coding region: 1-516 (171 amino acids)
Biological process (GO): peptidyl-L-cysteine S-palmitoylation; protein targeting to membrane
Cellular component (GO): endoplasmic reticulum; Golgi apparatus
Molecular function (GO): protein-cysteine S-palmitoyltransferase activity
Source: RefSeq, a predicted model, not a curated record